Microplitis demolitor is the source of this 3953-nucleotide messenger RNA. RefSeq lists its product as uncharacterized. Gene Ontology annotation, cellular component: chromosome. Gene Ontology annotation, biological process: regulation of transcription by RNA polymerase II. The record is from RefSeq and is a predicted model, not a curated record. The transcript is spliced from 2 exons. Bases 142 to 3594 code for a protein of 1150 amino acids. Gene Ontology annotation, molecular function: chromatin insulator sequence binding. Lineage: Eukaryota; Metazoa; Arthropoda; Insecta; Hymenoptera; Braconidae.
CACGUUUUUAUUAGAAAUCAAAAUCCAAUAUGUCUGAAAGCUUGAUGCAUAAGAAGGGUUGUAACGAUCUAAUGUUAAUUUUAAAUAUAUUUAAUAAUUAGAUAUGUAUUAUUGUUAGUGAUAGUUAUUUAAAAUAACAAUAUGGAAGUAACGGAACCAGUAAUUAAUGAUAAUGUGGAUACUUUAAUUGAAGGGGAAACGAAUAAAACUAGUGAUGCAGAACCAAACAAUCUCGUUAUUACAAACACUGUCGAGUUAAAGGAUCCGUUAGAAUUGUCACUGGAGAUAGAAGCGACAUACGGAUUGAAACCGUGUUUUGUUGAACUGGAGAGAUGUGAUAAAAUAUGGGAAACAAUUCAACUGAUACGAGACUUGCAGGAAGAUCCUAAUUCGGAGAUAAGUGAUGAUGACCAUGGGUCUGAUGUUGAUGCUGAUGAUGAUGACAAUUACGACAAUGAUACUGUCAAUAAUGAUGAUGCUGAGACAAUUGUUGGUGAAGAAGAUAAUUCAAAUGCGAUCUAUGAUGAUGAGCCUAGUUCAUCACACAAUGAUACUGAAUCGUGUUCGUCGACCCAAAAUAAUCCAAUCGCUCCCUACAUUAAAUAUCAACCGGUUUUGGAUAAUGGAAACGCGGCUCUACCGAAUUUCCAAUUUUCCGUUCAUCGAACACGUGUUUUAUAUCCAUGUGUGACAUGUGGUAAGCAGUACAGUCAUAUAAGAUCACUUAGAGAACACGAAGAACGUAUUCAUCAUAUCAUCCAGCCCCCAGUUCGUAAGAGAUCUGAUCACAAUAACAAACCUAAUGAUACGAAUUUAUUAAACAAUCAAGAAAAUCAAGUCGCUAAUAAGAAUAAAUCAAUUGAGUUCAUUCAUUCAGAUAAAAAUACUUCAAAUGAUGAUAUGCUUAUAGUCAAUUCAACAGAGUUUAUUAAAUCUGUGUUGGCUACUGAACCGGGUAAAAAAUCGUCAUGCUGUUACUGCGAUAAAUCUUAUGCUGAUAAAUAUUCAUUGAAGAAACAUUUAGUUGCUGUACACGGUGGAGAUCCAGGAAUAGUUAGAACUUACAAACGUAAAGAACCUCCACAAAGUCUUCCUGAACCUACGGCAGCACCAGUUGCUGUUAAAUGUGAAGAAGAAGUUCCCCAGAAAAAACGACGUGUAGAACGAUCACGGAAUUUAAAUGUCUAUCGUUGUGAAACUUGUGGUAAACAUUUUUACUCACAGAAAAAUAUGCGGCAACAUGGUCGUAAGGUUCAUGGGUUCUAUGUAAGACCACCACAAAAAAUUAUAGAUUCUAGAAAACAUAUAGGAAAUAAUAACAACAAUAAUAACAAUAAUAAUAACAAUAAUAAUAAAAAAGGAAACGAAAAAACACAAGUUCAAACGACAUUGUCUAUAUCAUCGAAUUCGCUGACAUACGAAUCACCAACUAAAAAUAAAAAUUCAUUAAAAAGAAAAAAUUCUACGGUUAGAACUUGUCCGAUUUGUCAAGUAAAAUUAAAAGAUUUAGGCGGGUUUCGAACUCAUUGUAAAAAACAUGGCAUCACACUUAAAUUUGAAGGUUUAUAUCCACGUGAGCAAGACAAAAAUGAUCUUGAUUGUAAAGUGUGUAAUAAAACAUUCAUGACAUUUAAUCAUGUUCUUGAACAUUACUGGAAUAUUCAUCAACGAAAUUUGCGUUACAAAUGUUAUAUUUGUGGUUCAUUAUCUAAUAACUCGGAAGAUUUGGUUACACAUUUAAUAAAAUCACAUAAAAUUUAUUUAUUGUUACGAAACGUUAAUCAUGCUUUCAAAUGUCACGUGUGUAAGAAUAGUUUCACUAAUAAAGAUGUUUAUCGCAUGCAUAUGACACAAGGACAUGGGUUGGAUGUAAAGACAAAACAAGUCGAAAGAGUAUUGAAAAGUCGAGCAAGAAUACUUAGUAAUCCGCCGCGUCAAACCCCAACCCCAACUACGCGUAGCUUGAAAAAACCGAGACAAAUAAAGCGACGAAUAAUAAAUGAAAAGACAAGACCAUCACCAAGCCGAAGUGGAUUGCGUGAAAAAACAAAAUUCAAUUAUGAUGAAACUGUUUUAUUGUUGGAUACUGCUUUGAGCUCAGGUGGUUCUUCAUCAGAUGAAUUGUCUACUGGUAAUAAAAGAGCAAGAAGAAGCAGUAAUUUGUCGAGUGAAAAAAUUAAUACUUCAGUUAAUAAUGAUGAGCCGACUGAACUGAAUCCAACAGAACCAACUUUCUGUAUAUUAUGUUCGAAAAAAGGUUAUAGAAAUAUAAGAAAACAUUUUAUUGAGUAUCAUAAAGUACGUAGUCCAGACAAAUUGAUUGAGCAGUGCAUACAAUUAACACCCGCUAGCUCAAAAGAUGAAAAGAAAGAAAUUGUUACUCCAGUUAAAAAUUCGGGUAACAAUAACCGCCGGAGUACUGGUGUAAGAAAACGAAUUUUUGUUCCAAAAUUAAGAACACAAUCUAUACCAGGACCGAUCCGUACAUUUGUAGGAAUCCAAGGUAAAAAUGGUAUUAUUAAAUAUAUAUGUAAAUACUGCCCAUUAACGUCUAAUAAUUAUGACGCGAUGCGCAGAAAUGAACGUGAUCAUAGAUUAAAAGAUAACAUUGAUUGUCUGACAAAACCAACAAAUCCAGGUUUUUUGAAUUUAAAUCCAGAUUUAAUAUUAAAGCCUCGAAAACAUAGAAGAUCAGAUCAUGUUUUUAAAAAUGAUGAUCGAACAGUUGAAGUUAAUCGUAAAUCAUCAAAAGGAAUUACGAAAUCAUCUAAUAACAACAAAGCACUAGCACGUCGAGCAUCAUUUCCACUAGAACAAUACCAACAACACAAUCGUUUAACGCGAGGAAUUGUUAAACUUCAAGAACAAAUUGAACACAGAUGUCCAAUAUGUUCCCGCGUUUUUCGAAAUAGUGAUAUAUUGGCUUCCCAUAAAAUUUCAUGUAACGGACGUGUCGAUAAUCAGACAAUAACAAAUGAUACUAGCGAUACACGUGAAAGUAGUGAUCGUGAUUCAGGGAUAAGUAUUACAAUAAAAAAGAAAAAUGAUUCAUAUGAAAUAGUCAGUCGUGAUAACAGUAACGAUAUUAAAUCACAAGACUCGGAAAAUCGUCAAAAUGAUUUAUUAUUGUCUGAUAUUCCGACUGAUAAUUACCUUAAUCAAAAUGAUGAUGACAAGAGUGAUAAGGCUAAUAAUAUAAUUGGUAGUAAAAAUGUUCCCGAGUACAGUAAAACUCACGAGACUAUUAAAAUACAAAAAGACGAUGACAACGAUGAAGAAAUUGUUAUAGAUGCUGAUGACCAAAAUAUUAAUGUUCCAGUUAUUACUAACAAACCACAAGUAUCAAAGAAAAGAAGUACAACUAAAAGAAAAUCAAUUAAAAUACCGAGCUUGGUAAUGCUGUGCACACGUGAGCUGGAUAAAAAAUAUGUUAACGAUUGUUUCAUACGAAAAUGUUAUAUUUGUGGUAUAGAUUGGCCAUCACCACUCUCUCGAGGUUCUCAUAUAACCGCUUUCCACACAUCAUCGCGUAGGCCAUUAAACAUUGAUAGUAAUAUACAUUUUAAAAAAACAAAUUGUGCAGAAAACAUAUAAAAAAAUAUAUUUAAUUAAAUUCAUUGGAUACUUGUGGUUUUAAUUUUUACAAAUAUUGCAAAUUAUAAUUAUUACUGAACUCCAUUUGAUUUUUUAUAUAAACUAAUAUGUAUAGACUAAUAAUGCCCAAUUAUUUACAAUUUAUAAUACGAAAUAUUUUAUUGAAACGUUAUUUAAAUCAUUAUCAUUUAAUAAUCAAUAUGAUAAAUUGUAAUUUUAACUAUAUAUUGAUAAUUACCGUGUGACACUGAUUAAUAUUUAAAACAUAUAUAUUUAAAUAUAUUAGUUUAUAUGAAUAUCAAACAUAAUAAAAUUUGUGAUUUGUCGUUUAAAGAAAUUUUUAAAUAUUAAAAAAAAAA